AUGGGGUUCCUCAGCAGCAUGCGUGAGAUCUACCACGCCUACUCGCCCGCCGAGCGCCGCAACAUUGCAAUCUACAUCCUCGGCAUCAUGUUCUACAAGCUGGGGCUCGAGGCCUUCAACGGGUCCAUCGUCACGCUGGCCACCGACCGCUUCAGCGGUGGGUCCACGUACAAGAAGCUCGGGAUCCUGCAGGGUCUCAACCAGGCCUUCCAGUGUGUGGGCUCGAUCCUGAUUGCACCGCUGAUCAAGCGCUUCCCGACCCGCUCGGUGCUCGCCGCGGCUGUCAUGUUCUUUGGCUUGUUGACGGCGGUGUUGUUGAUUGUGGAUGCGUCGACGGGCGGGAGGAUGAAGCAGUCCGGGGAGGAUAAGGCCCACUAUGGUGACUGGAACCCGAAUGCCCUCUUCCCUAUCUACUGUGCCUCCGGUAUAGCCUACGGCAUGGUAGAGCUCAUCCGCCGUGUCAUCCCCCGCGACAUCGUCGGCGGCAACGUCAACAAGCUCCGCCGCAUGGACGCCACCGUGCACAUCUUCUACGAGGUGGCCGGCACCGGCGGCGCCUUCGCAACCACCUACCUCGUCCUCCGCCUGGGCAACAACUACUCGUUCAUCGUCUCGCCCAUCUUCUUCACGUGCGCGUGCAUCGUGUGGAGCUUCAUCACGGUCCUCGAGUUCAAGUCAGCCAUCGAGUACGAGAGGAGCAACUACUUCACCCAGGUCUGGCACGGCGCAAAGUACUUUGGCGAGUCCGUCUACCGCGGCGCGGUCAUCAUUUUCUCGGAGCGCAAGUUCAUGUGGCUGCCUCUUGGCUACUCGGUGGCGCUCUACGGCCACCGCUACCUCGAGUCCGGCAUCGCCCCACUCGUCGCAAAACAAGUCUUCAAGGUCUCGGCCUACUCGCAGAUCCUGGUCGGCGGCAGCAACUUUGGCGAGCUGCUCGGCGCGCUCAGCGUCUUCUUCCUCAACGACUUUGUGCCCACGCCCAUCCCGUGGCUGCGGGCCGACUCCCUGCUCCUCCUCAUUGUCUGGGCCCUCCCCCACUACUACCCCCCCGCGAAUGAUGUCAACUAUGCCUGGACCCUCGCGGCGGUGUUCAUGCCUAUCUCGUUUGGGUGGGCGGCUGGCGACGUGUCGCUGGCGGCGUACAUCCAGGCUUGUCUCGCCCGUAGGGAGUCGGAGUCGAAAAACGUAUCUGCGCUUGGCGCCGUCAUGGCCUUCCUCUACUCGACCUACAUCGUCAUCUACGCCAUCCUCUCCUCCACGCUCGGGCGCUACAUCGACAGCACCAUCAAGUCCGACGGCCACGCGCACAAAGCGCUCUUCAACAUCGGCGGCGUGCAGUUCACGGUGCUGGCCGGCAUCCUGUUCCUCGCGACGCUGAUCCCGCGCGGCGCGCUGCGCCUCAACCCGAGCCUGCUGGACGACGAGGCGCUCGACGGCGAGGUGCCGAGCGGGAAGAGCCUCGAGGAGGUUGCGGAGGAGCAUAAGUUGGAGAUUGUGGCGAGUGAGGGCGAUGGACACAUGCCGGUGGAGGCGAUGGUGAGGGGGGCGUAG
This is a messenger RNA of Morchella sextelata, 1551 nucleotides long. RefSeq lists its product as uncharacterized. Gene Ontology annotation, biological process: transmembrane transport. The transcript has 5 exons. The coding region runs from base 1 to 1551 and encodes 516 amino acids. The record is from RefSeq and is a predicted model, not a curated record. Gene Ontology annotation, molecular function: transmembrane transporter activity. Lineage: Eukaryota; Fungi; Ascomycota; Pezizomycetes; Pezizales; Morchellaceae.